AUGUUCCAACUCAAGACUAUCCUCCUCUCUCUCCCCCUCCUCCUCACAACCACGCUCGCCGCCCCCUCCACUUCCCUCGACACCCGCUCCGACUCCAAAUGCGUCUACUACUGCGGCAGCCACUGCUACUGGGCCAGCGACAUCAGCAAAGCGCAAGCAAAGGGAUACUCGCUACACGAAGAAGGGCGCACGAUCGACGACUACCCGCACGUCUACCACGACUACGAAGGAUUCGACUUCACCGUCUCGGGUACAUACUACGAGUACCCGAUUCUGGAUGAUUACAAGGUGUACGAUGGGGGGUCUCCCGGUGCGGAUCGGAUUAUUUUCAAUGGGGAGGAUGAGUUUGCGGGGUUGAUUACGCAUACGGGCGCGGAGGAAUAUGAUGGGUUUGUGGCUUGUGAGGCUGUUUAGG
Molecule: messenger RNA, 415 nt
Organism: Aspergillus welwitschiae
Lineage: Eukaryota; Fungi; Ascomycota; Eurotiomycetes; Eurotiales; Aspergillaceae
Product: Ribonuclease/ribotoxin
Exons: 2
Coding region: 1-414 (137 amino acids)
Molecular function (GO): RNA nuclease activity; RNA binding
Source: RefSeq, a predicted model, not a curated record